UCCGUCCGUUCUUAUCUCCCCCCCGCAGAACCAAAACCGAAGCUGCCAUCAUGAGAUAUCUUGUACCUCUACUCCCCUUUUUCCUGCUCUAUACUUAUCACUACACCAUCCCCCGCCAAGAUCUCCCCUCUCAUCGUCAGCAACCAAGAAAACAUGACCCCCAUCCCCAGAACACAAACCGCCGCAUGGAUCGAGAAUCCGCGCCCGCACGCGCAACUGGAAUUGCGGCAUGAUGUGCCCGUCCCCGAGCCGGUGGGAGGAGAGGUGUUGGUCAAGUUGGAGUGUACUGGUUUCUGCCACUCAGAUCUGCAUUGCAUUUACGGGGAGUUGCCGAUGAGUGUUAAUGUGGUUGGGCAUGAGGGGGUGGGGAGGGUGGUGAAGCUCGGUCCGAAUGCUCCGAGGGACAUGUUGGGGAUGCGGGUUGGUAUCAAAUGGUUAUGGAGUAGUUGCAAGGAUUGUCCGACGUGCAAGGUCCAGUAUACCAACUGUCCGAAUCAGAGGAACUCGGGGAGGGUGUACUUCGUGUCGCCGAUUCCGGAGAACUUAGAGCCGGAGACUGUUGCCCCGUUGCUGUGUGCUGGUCUCACCAUGUACGGCGCAUUGAACAAGCUAGACAAGUACUGCGACAAGGGCGAUUGGGUGGUGAUCAUGGGUGCCGGCGGGGGGCUUGGUCAUCUAGGAAUCCAAAUCGGCAAGGAAAUGGGCUACAGAAUCAUUGCUGUGGAUAGCGAAUCUAAACGAGACUUCUGCAUGCAAUCCGGCGCAGAGGCAUUUGUUGAUUUCAGCGACGACCCCACAACCCAAAUCCAAUCCCUGGCCGACGGCAUCGGCGCCCACGCCGUGAUCGUGGUCGUCGGCCUCGAAAAGGCCUACGAGCAGAGCGUGGAGUUCCUCCGGCCCGUCGGCACCUUGGUCUGCGUGGGCCUGCCCCGGCCGGACUAUCACCUCCCCAUCUCGCCGCUGAUGUGCGUGGACCGCGGGUACCGGAUCGUGGGCAGUGCCGUGGGCACCGAGGACGAGAUGCAGGCGCUGCUGCGGAUGGCGGCGGCGGGGAAGGUGGUCACCCAUGUGACGGUGUUCGAUCUAGAGGCGAUCAAUGAGGUGGCGGGUUUGUUGGGACGGUUUGCGGUGAAGGGGAGGGCGGUGCUGCGUAUCCCGGCUUAGGGGCCGGACUCUAUAUCCUUAGCCUAUUGGUUGGGCUGGAGAGGAGGGGCUGAGGUGGGGGUGCUUUUUUCUCUCUCUGAGAGUCGGAGGUCCUUUGGGG
Molecule: messenger RNA, 1264 nt
Organism: Aspergillus uvarum CBS 121591
Lineage: Eukaryota; Fungi; Ascomycota; Eurotiomycetes; Eurotiales; Aspergillaceae
Product: zinc-dependent alcohol dehydrogenase
Exons: 9
Coding region: 154-1164 (336 amino acids)
Molecular function (GO): oxidoreductase activity; zinc ion binding
Source: RefSeq, a predicted model, not a curated record